Messenger RNA from Oncorhynchus mykiss (rainbow trout), 1973 nucleotides. RefSeq names its product dopamine receptor-interacting protein 1. Lineage: Eukaryota; Metazoa; Chordata; Actinopteri; Salmoniformes; Salmonidae. The record is from RefSeq and is a predicted model, not a curated record.
UAUGUGGUGCAAUGGGCGUAACUUGACAUUGCUCAGGAUGUUUUUAAGCUUUCUCGAGGGUUACAGAAAAUACCAAUAGUGGUCAUAUAAGGAUUUGUGGCUGUUGGCCUGAAUUAAGACAUGAAGAAAUACAGAGAACGAUGGAGAGCAAAUUCUGCAUUUUGACCGACACAGAAGACCUCAGAACCCUAAUUUCAAGUACCGAAAAUAAUCAGCAAAUUGAAAGGACAAAGACUUUGUUUGAGGAGAUCCGUGCAUCCAUCAACAACAAUGAAGAAGAGGACCGUUCCUUUUGGAGGCCUGUGCUCCCAUGGGGGGGUGUCUACACCAUCAAGGCGGGGAGGAGGGCCAUCUCAUGCACGCCUCUGUAUGUUAAGAUAAGCCUAAAGAACACCUGCACAAUUGACGGGUUCCUCAUGAUCCUCUAUAUAAUACUGAGAGACAACCAUAGCUUUCCCCGAGAGGUGGGCAUCUUUCUGGGCAGGCAGUUUGUAGAGCAUUUCCUCUACCUGAUGGACUCAUAUGACUACACCACCGUUAAGAUGCUGUGGAUCUGGGACAGGAUGUCCAAGAGGCAGUACCGCUCAGUGAUCCACCAUGCAGCGUUGGAGAUCGAUCUGUUUGGUAACGAACAUGAGAACUUCACCAAGAACUUAGAGACAAUGCUGUCCACUAUGCAGGAGAGCCUAUGCACCAACUGGAGCUGUCCUGCUCGCUUCCAGGAGUUCUUACAGAGAACCAUCAACAUCAAUCCUCCUCAUGAGCUGCCCCAUAGAGAUCCCAUUCAGUCAGCGGUGGAGGAGUUCUUCUGUCCCAAAAUCAUUCUCUGCAAAGAACUGGGGUGUAAUGGGUUGAGGGAGUUCUCUCAGAGGGUCUUCUGCCAUGGCCCACCUCCUUUUGUCAUUCUCAACAUGCAGCUAUGGAAGUCUGAGGAGCUGUCCUACGUUCCUUACCAUCUGGCUCUGUCCCAACACAGGUACUCACUGGAAGGUGCCACACUCUUCAACAAGGAAGAGCAUCACUACUCUGCAGCCUUCCAGAUAGACGGCUACUGGAUGCACUAUGACGGGCUGAGGAGCGACAAUCUGAUCCUGUUAAACAAGCCCCCUGAACUCCUGCUGCUCUCUUCCCUUGUCUACAUCCGCGCCUCAGACAAAUGAGGUGCACAAAAGGUCCUGACGGGACACAGAAGGAAGGAGGGAGACACUCGACAGCACUAAUAGAAAGGAAUCUUUCGAAAAUUGCUCACCCUACACUUACACCUUCCUGUCUUUUUGUUGCCCUUAGUUCACAGAAAAAUAACCCUUUACCUUACAUUUAGUUAAUCAUGGUUUUGUCUUCCAUUCCUCAGUGAGAACAUGCCACAACUUUUUUGUUGUUGCACCAAAUCAUAUUUUAAUGACAUGUCAACAACUUCCUUGUUCUGUUUUAUACUUUUAAGAUUAUUUUUGAAAUGAUGUGCUCUAUUUUGCCUUACUGUUGCCUCUGAAACUCUGUGUGCAAAGUGAUAAGUGCGUCUUCUCUUUGGGCAUGCUUGGAAUCCAAGAAUUUAUGUAUGAACUAUAGUAGUUCUGGGCAGGUAUGCAUAUUGAAGAAUGGACUCGAACUUAAAUAGUUUUACUGCGUAAAUGUUUGUUGAAAAGUUUGCUUGCAGUGUGUUCUCUUGGGUGGGAUGGCAUUCAGAGAAGCAAAUUCAGCUAAUUCAACUUUGAUGUAGACUUGUCAACAGGGUAUAUAAGCUAGACCAGCAAAGCUUCUGUGAGAGUUGGUACAAUACUACAAUCUAUUUGUGCAUACCAGCCCUGACUUCAGAUUAAACUGGUGCUUUUUUAAAUACUAUUUCCACUGUGGUUUGAAAACAUUAGAAACCGUUUAAGUAUUGCUUUGUAUGUUGUGGAAAUUCAAUCAUUAUCCUUGAUUUACUUGCUUGUUUUAAAUUGUCCAUUAAGCUUUUUUAUUUAUCCAUUAUUUUA